CGGCAAGGCUCGCGAGGGUCUGCAGAACUUUCCACCAUCUUGCCGUCGAUGUCCUCUAUACACACAUUGUUUGCUUAUAUCGCUUUCUCACCUGCUUGCCUUCGGACCUGUGGAGGUGGCAGCACGUCAGCAACCUUGGUCCGAGAACACAACAUGUCUUGUCAUUCAACCGACCUCUUAGUCCAAGCGAAUGGGAUUUUCUGAUCAAACGCUGCGCCCGAGUCAAAAGCAUAACCGAGCUCCCAGGCUGCGAAGUACGAGCGUCUGCAGAGGUGCGGCGUUACCUGAAGCAAUGUCCGGUCCCGUGUCUCUUCCCGAACCUACGGAGCUUUCGCGACCUGAUGUGCUGGGCGGAUGGGACUGCCGUCCUCUUCGACGACAUAUUCUGCAGCCCGUCUCUGCGCUACUUUGAAGUACGUGGCGACGCCUUCACAGUACUCAAGCGUAUGCCAUCCUUGGUCAAUCGCUGCCCCUUACUGGAGACGUUCAAGGCGAUUAACCCCAACUUUAAACGUCCUGCGACCGGCUCUCGAAGUAUCGAGCCUUCGGUUCCGGUCACAAAAGCUGUGUGCGCGUGGAAGCACCUCCGGGAUGCGGAUUGUGGCCUUAUGAGCCCUGAGAUGCUCUCACGCAUUGCUCACUUGCCAAGGUUGAAUUCUCUGUCGAUCGACGUGUAUGCUCAAUCGAAGUGGAUAAUUGAGGAUGACACCUUCGGGAUGCCGGCGGUCAACCGCCUGAACAUCCGAGCAGACCGUUAUUCCACAUGCGGUAAGGCACUGGACUUGUUGUUCAAGGUAUCAGACAAGGAAGGUCCCAACCAGAAUGAUCUCGCAUCGGUCACGGCACUUUCUGUCAUAGCUAGGGUGGAUUGUCCCUCUGACCCGGCCAUAUUUGCCUUUGCCAACUCACUCGCCACCUCUGUCUCCCCCGCAUCUCUCAGCUCUCUCGAUAUCCUCAUGAAUGAUCAGCGCGGCGACGAUACCGACUAUCUCAAAACUGGCGCCUAUCCGAGCCUCCGACCGCUAACUGCUUUCACACAGCUCACAUCGUUCUCCUGCAACUCGUACACCAACCACGUCUUUUUCAAGGGCUUAGAGCUGCUCGACCUCGCCAAAAGCUGGCCACUGGUCGAAUUCCUCAGCGUUCGGCGCGUGCGCCAGCCCUUACGAAUCACGGAGCUUGCCGAGCUCCUUCGGUGCUGCAAGCACCUGCGCGUCCUCGACACCGAAAUACUCGUCAAGAACGCCGACGUGAUGACCGUUUACCGCGAGGUAGUCCUCGAGGAUGCGCGUGGGUCGAAUGCGACCCGCAACGAACACAUCAAUAAGGCAUUGUUCCGGAUUCCGGCGGGAGGUAGCAGGACACCGGGUGUGGAAUGGUUUGCACCCCUGCUCGAGUGGCUCUUUCCUCGGCUGGUGACGAUCCGGAUGAUGUCAGAGGCGCACAUUGAAUUUUGGUGCCAGGUGGCGGAGUGUGUAGAGGUACUGGGACAGAGACCAGCAGGCGAGGUCAAGAUUGAGCUUUGGGAGAUGUGAAUAUGUCCUUUGUCUCCUAUGGUUGUUUUGUAGGAUCUUACGCUUGCUUGCUCACCUCCCUAUCG
Coniophora puteana RWD-64-598 SS2 is the source of this 1600-nucleotide messenger RNA. RefSeq lists its product as uncharacterized. NCBI's taxonomy places the organism in Eukaryota, Fungi, Basidiomycota, Agaricomycetes, Boletales, Coniophoraceae. The record is from RefSeq and is a predicted model, not a curated record. The coding region runs from base 342 to 1535 and encodes 397 amino acids. The transcript has 2 exons.